Momordica charantia (bitter melon) is the source of this 536-nucleotide messenger RNA. RefSeq names its product basic leucine zipper/W2 domain protein. The record is from RefSeq and is a predicted model, not a curated record. NCBI's taxonomy places the organism in Eukaryota, Viridiplantae, Streptophyta, Magnoliopsida, Cucurbitales, Cucurbitaceae.
GUAAAUUCGGUAAAGGUGGCCUCUUGCCGGCUUUUGGUCAUGAAAGAGGCCCAAGUGAGGCCUUUUCCUUCCUUUGUUCGCUUCAGUUCCGCCAUGGCGAGAGAGAAGAACCCUGGCUUGAAGAUCCUCUGGGUCUGGACUCUCGGCACCGCCGCCAUUCUGGUUACAAGCGUAGCUCGGAUGAGGAUGCGGGAUAUGGAGACCAUUAUCAACUCUGAUCAACAACAAUCGCAGCCGCAACAAACGUUUCCUACUGAUUCUCUUCCCAACGGCGAAGGAGUGAUUCGGGACGACACAUCACAGGUUUAGAAGCAGGCACGCCUUUGAAUUCAACUCAAACCGGUAGUUCUCUUUUCGAAUUUGGGGUUGGGUGAUGUGGGUUUUUGGUCUAAAUCCCAUUUUCGAAGGGGAGUGUACAUAAAGUGUUUGAUGAAAUUCCCGAAUGGAAGGAACUGCCAAUAUUUUACUCGUAAUGACACUGCAAUUGCUUUGAAUCUUUGAUGUGCCAAUUUCAAUGAAACGUUUGCUGCUAGCUA